Molecule: messenger RNA, 1775 nt
Organism: Candoia aspera
Lineage: Eukaryota; Metazoa; Chordata; Lepidosauria; Squamata; Candoiidae
Product: transmembrane protein 121-like
Exons: 1
Coding region: 1-948 (315 amino acids)
Source: RefSeq, a predicted model, not a curated record
AUGGUUCCUCCCCCUCCAAUUAACAAGCCCCAUGUCUGCCUAUCCACUACACUCAUCAUGAGCAGCAUGGUGCUGAUGGAUGCUUAUCUGGUGGAACAGAACCAGGGUUCCAGGAAAUUGGCUAUUUGCAUCAUGGUCUCAGUUGGAGACAUAUGCUUCCUGGUGGUGCUCAGGUAUGUUGCUGUUUGGGUUGGGGCUGAAGUGAGGACUGCUAAGCGAGGCUAUGCCAUGAUCCUUUGGUUCCUGUAUGUCUUUGUGCUGGAAAUCAAAGUCUACUUCAUUUAUCAGAACUAUAAGGCUGACAGGAAAAGUUUGGACCUCAUGGCCCGCAAAGCAUUGACCCUUCUGCUGUCAAUCUGCAUCCCAGCCCUCUAUGUGCUUUUGGUGGCUACAGAGCAUAUGGAGUAUGUCAGGACGUUCAAGAAAAAGGAGGAUCUUCGCAAUCGUCUUUUCUGGGUCAUUGUCGACAUGCUGGAUGUGCUGGAUAUCCAGGCCAAUCUCUGGGAGCCUCAAAAGAAAGGGCUACCCAUCUGGGCUGAAGGUCUGAUGUUCUUCUACUGCUAUAUCCUGCUCUUGAUUCUGCCUUGUGUGUCACUGUGUGAAAUUAGUAUGCAAGGAAUUAGCAUUGUGCCACACCGCAUGAUGCUCUACCCAAUGCUGAGCAUGCUUACAAUCAAUAUCACCACCAUUUUCAUCAGAGGAAGCAACAUGUUAUUCUUCCGGGACAUUCGUGUCUCUAGUAUCUUCAUGGGGAAGAACGUGCUGGCCAUUGUUCUUAAGGUCUGCAUGUUUGUGCAGUACAAGAAACAUUUGUAUCACACAGCAGCAGGACCUGGCACAGUAGACUCACAACAUAAUCUUUCUUCCCAACCGCAGCCUGUCAUGCAUCUACUGAAACCCCAGAACCAGACUCCCUGCCCUGAGGAAUUGGCCCAGGAAAAUACAUGACAAGUUGUGCAUCCACAUGCCAUGUGGCAAGGAACACCUUAUGUCUGUGAUCAUUAAGAUCAAAAGCAAAGAGGAACCAAAUGUAUCAGGCCCCACCAAGCCAGUACUGGUCCAUCUUGAAAGUUUAUCAGUGAGUGCUCCCCCUCCUUCCUUUUUUACACAGAUAUACUGCUAACAGUGACCUCGGUUGAAAUAAGGUCAUUUCAGGAAUGAUCCAGAACAGAACCCAGCCCUACUGCCAAGGAGCAAGCUAGCAAGCCAUAGAAACUGAUGGGCAGAUCUCUGGGGAAGGAGAAUGAGCCACUGAAUCAAUAAUCUGCCAGUGGACAGGAGUCAGCAGCAAGUGAUUAAUUCCCUCCUGUGCCUUUCCUGUAGUCAGUCAUUCUGUAAUGAAAGCUGUUUGGGCGUAUGGCCAACUCUGUUGCAUAGAAUAGAUCUGUGAAUAUCAGGAAAGCAUCUUUUUUGCACCUACUGGGCAUAAAAAUUCAAAAUGUGACCUUCCUUUCUGGGAUGGUUGAAAGAUGCUGCAUCUGUUGCCUGCCUACUUAAUUUUUGGGGGGUGGGCUGCCCAGGUGUGCAGUGGUUCCAGGGACAUGUUCUCUCUCCUGUGGAAACAUGCUGGCUUGUGAUCCUUUUCCCCCAUGCUUCUUUUUCAUGGAUACUUUUCUCUUUCAAUAAAAUGAAGACCAAGCUUGGAGGUUUGUCCCAUUUCCCUGUGCAGGUGCCUUGCCACAUCUUUCAGUGAUCAGGUCAGUGUUUAUGCUUGAUGCUGUCUCAGAGGAUAAAAAGGUCUGGUUACAGGAAACCAAGAGGAGAGAAAGACACAA